Scatophagus argus is the source of this 6115-nucleotide messenger RNA. RefSeq names its product pleckstrin homology domain containing, family F (with FYVE domain) member 2 (gene plekhf2). The record is from RefSeq and is a predicted model, not a curated record. Lineage: Eukaryota; Metazoa; Chordata; Actinopteri; Scatophagidae. The transcript is spliced from 2 exons. The coding region runs from base 1033 to 1773 and encodes 246 amino acids. Gene Ontology annotation, molecular function: metal ion binding; phosphatidylinositol binding.
CUCCAAGUGUAUCAAAUAUUAAAAUAAUUGAAUCAGUCUACAGUUACAUUAAAAAAGCAGAAUUAAUUGUAAGGAGCGGAGGAGGUUUAAUCAUUAAAAUCAUCAUUUAAGGGUCAAAAUGAUGCAGUCUUCUGGUGGUUGACGAUCAGGUAUAAUGUCAGGUGUUCUUGUAGCCCAUUAGCGCUGACGAGGCUUGGCCAUGUUACAUCCAAAACGUAAUCCUUUUCAGAGAAGAUGAUGACUGAGAGCCGCCAGUCAUAAGGAGGUGGAAGUGCCCUGACAUUAUUCUCCUGCCAGGUAACGCGCAUUUUUAACAAGGUGUGAAGUGUUGUGGGGAGAUCUGGUUGUAGCAGGUGUUAAUUAAUGCAGGAUUUUUCGUGGUUUGAUUGGACAGCAGGAGCUCGUUAGCUCGUCUGCUGCUCCUCUGAAGAGCAAAUCUGCCUGAAAUCUGUUUCUCCAAUCAGCAGUUGUUUUUGGGGCGCCCUUCAGCCACGAGAAAGUUGAUGGAGGAAAUAGAGAAGAAAGCAAUCAGGGACAUGGAAGUUUUGUAUGAUUUUUAGACUCAGAGAAACUGUAUAAAAUAGGGCUGCAACAAACCGUUGUUUUCCUUUGAUUACCAGGCAACAGUGAAACUGAUUUCCAAAAGCCCAGUGUGACCCCGUCACCAACGGAAACCCUAAAUAUUAAAUUCACUAUAAAGAAGGCACCUGUAAGGAUCAAACAGUUAGUAUUUUGUUUGAAUAAUUAUGAAAAUAGCUGUCAUGGCUUGCCAGUUGAUUGACCAAUCGCUGCAGUAAAGCCUUUUCUCAUGUUUGCGUUAUAGAUCGAACUUAAUAAAGCAGACUGUUGUUUGGUUCACUGAUGUUCUCAGUUUUGUUUUCAGUGACCCGACUAGUGAAAAACCUUUCCUGAGGCCGUCUAAUGAAGGCUCAGAAUACUGCAGCGUUGCAUCAGUUCCUUCAGCUCAGGUCACCAAGUCAAAACACGCUACAUGUCAUGUGAUCCCUGCCCUGCAGCGACGGUGAGGUGAAGAUGGUGGACCGGCUUGCGAACAGCGAGGCCAACUCCAAGCGGAUCGCGGUGGUGGAGGGCUGCUUCGGCGCAGCGGGCCAGCCUCUGGCCAUCCCCGGCCGCGUGCUGAUUGGCGAGGGCGUCCUCACCAAACUCUGCCGCAAGAAGCCCAAAGCUCGCCAGUUCUUCCUCUUCAACGACAUCCUGGUCUACGGCAACAUCGUCAUCCAGAAGAAGAAGUACAACAAGCAGCACAUCAUCCCGCUGGAGAGCGUCACCAUUGACACGGUGCCUGACGAAGGCGACCUGCGCAACGGCUGGCUCAUCAAGACACCUACCAAGUCCUUCGCCGUCUAUGCCGCCACCGCCACCGAGAAGUCCGAGUGGAUGAACCACAUAGGAAAGUGCGUGGGAGACUUGCUGCAGAAGAGCGGCAAGGCCCCGACGGGCGAGCACGCCGCCGUCUGGGUGCCCGACUCUGAGGCGACGGUGUGCAUGCGCUGCAAGAAGGUGAAGUUCACGCCGGUCAGCCGCCGCCACCACUGCAGGAAGUGCGGCUUCGUGGUUUGCGGGCCGUGCUCGGAGAAGAAGUACCUCCUGCCCAGCCAGUCAUCCAAACCCGUCCGUGUCUGUGAGUACUGCUACGUGCAGCUGACAUCAGGAGGCCUCGCGCCGCGUUCGGACUCCAUCAGCCGGCCGGGGUCAAAGUUCAACAGCAACAACCUGUCAGACGAUGACGACGAUGACGACAGCAGUGACUGAGGGACGAGCCGUCCUCCCGGCCCCUCCCCCCCACGGCGAGGAGGAAACUCUUCUGUGUUCAUGUUGUUUCUUUCUCUCCCGGAUGAUCGAAUCGUGCUCCGCCGUGAGAUGAAUUCCGCCUCUGAGGAUUAAUUCUCAAACCAAAAUAUUUCACUUUUUCCUCUACUUCAGCAGGGAUAAAUAUUUUCCAGUGAUUAAACAAUGAUGUGGAAUUAAACUGGGUGACCAGCAGCUCUGGGAAGAAGACUCUUCAUGGCCUCCACUCGGUCGGCCUCGUCUCUGUUGACUCUUAAUUAGGCUGCAGUUAUUCACUACAGAACCUGGUGCUAACGAGAAACGCCCCCCUCCCCCCUGUGUCCUCAUCUUAGAUUAACUUCUCUCAGAGCCUGCUCGCUCUCUGUUCUGCUAACUUUGUGUUCAUGAACUAAACAAGGUGAUGGUUUGUAGUUUCUGCAGGGAAAAGCGAACGUUUGGGCACAUCUCCUCCAGCCUUCAGAUGUUAAAACAAAUUCUCGAAUUCUGUGUUUUUCUGCCCUGUUUUAUGAAAUUUGUCUCCAGUAAGCCGAAGCAAAGAUCCCUUUUAUAAACGACAAAGUAUAGAUAUUAGUCAGAACCCAGCUGACCUAAUGUAGUUGCUUCUGACGAAUCAGCUUAACCUUUUCUCACAGUUUGUCCAGUUUCAAAAACAAACUCUUAACUGGGCUCUUAAGCUUUCUGCCUACGCCGUCCCGUAGUGCCUUGUAGACAACCGAGCUCAGCCUUCAGUAAGAAAAAGGUCAUCUGUUAAUGAAUCCAGGCGGCCAUCCAAACAGGGACUUCAUGAUCGGGUGACUCCGAAACACAUUACACAGAAUGGAGAGUGUGUGUGUGUGUGUGUGUGUGUGUGUGUGUGUGUGUGUGUGCGUGCGUGCACUGUAAACCGAAGAGCAGCGAGAUGAACCGCCCUGCCAACAGACAGGAAGAGUUUGGGCGUUUCCUGGAAGCUUUGAACCCGCCAUCAGCUCUCACAUUACAAUAUGUUUGUUUUAAAGCCCAGCAUUCGUUUUCGGAUUGAGCUGCUGAAGGGUACGUUUUCCACUACGUCAGGUUAACGAGCAAUAAUCCGCGGCUUCCUCUCACCUGAACCUGGUUUGUGUUUUACACACCAGAACGUCUUUUACAAGACGGCAUUGUUGUCAUUUUUAGGUGAUGUUUGGUGGGCGAAGGACCUCAGCGGAUACAGAAUCUCUUUCAUGUUAAGGUUUUUAGGAGGAGGUCGAAAAAACAUCAGAGCUGCCAAAACCAAAUCAGCUGCUUGUUUCUCCCCCGAGUCCGAAGACGAGGAGGCGAUGGCAAAGAAGCUCAGUAAGCUGGAGCUACGCUUCUCUCAGGUCGCAUGCAAACAGGAGCCAACACGCUCCUAAAGAUCAUUUUUAUUAUUAAUUAAUCACAAAUUAAUUGUUUAGCCAAUAAAAAGUAAAAAGGAGUGAAAAAAGUUGCUUCUUUUGUCCAUCCAACAGUCCAAAACUCAGGCUCUUCACGUACUGUCAGAAAUGACAAAGAAAAGCAGCGAAUCCCCACAUCGAAGACGGUGGAACCAGAGAACCACUGAAACGAUUCGGUCAUUAUCAUAAUCGUUUGGUGACUUUCCCUGCAGCCCGGAGAAGUUUAGUUCCAGCUUUGGUGGGAAAAAUGUGUCACUACUGCAACCCCAAACGUCCCAGGGAAACCAGCAAAUCCAUAGCGUUAAGUUACUGGUCAUUAUGUUCCUGUAGUGGACGAGGCCUGAACCUGGAAGACGGACAGAGAGAAGUUUGUCCAUUUUGGACGGACACUCGCACAGAUUUUGUUUGUAGCGAGAUGCAUGAAAUAUGAAAUGACAAAAUCAGGGAUGUGAUAUAGACAUGAAGACAUGCAGAGCGGUUAGGCUGACGCCUCAAUGAACAGGAAGUUUUAGGUGUUUUGGUGUCAUGUGAUCUCGUCUUGCAACACAGUCUGUGUCAUAACUUGCUCAGUAGUUGAGGCGGUUUGCUAGAAAGAACUGGUGAGGAAACCAGCGCCACAGUUUCCCUGUGCUCGUCAGAGGGCCACAGGGUGUCGCAAAACAAACGCACCCCUGUGGCCCAGCACCUGCCCGCACAAGAUAACAGGCCGUCCUUCCCUCCUUCCUUCCCGUUUCAGAAGCAGAGUUUUCCCAGUCUUCUGGUCAUGUGACCGGGUGUGAAGACCUAAGUCAUGUGAUCAGGUCACUGAACAGGAAGUGAAAAGGUUCAGAGAGCUGAGGUUUAGAAAGUCUCACAGAUGCCACCAGUUUCUCUUCUCAGUGGCUCCUCGAAGAGUUUCAUUUCUUUUUAAGGAGGCAGGAGUGACUCAACUCACACCUCACCUGUUUUCUCAUGUUUCACAACACACUCUUACAGGUUGGCGUGACUCAUUUUGGGAGCCAGAGGAUUUUAAUAACUUGGCACAUGAUUAUUUUUAAUGAGUGACUUUUAAGUUGUUGUGUUUGUGUGGCAUUAACUCUAGUUUUUCUUGGGUCUGCUCAGUUCAUGGUACCUGAGACGAGGCUCAGGACUUGGACACUACUGGGAUAGUCGGUCACGGGCUAAAGUGCAGAACACGCCGUCUGCGUCUGCGUCUGCGUUUGCGGCUGCGGCUGCGUUCACACUGCAGUUGAAAGUGACCCAGUUCUGAUUCUUGUGAUCUUUUUGCCUCGAAGACGAAUCUUUUGUGUCACACCUUGUGACUUUAUAUAAAGAUGGACGACAUGAGAGCUGCCCAAAAGCGAAGCCAAAACAUCUGGCUCGCCCCCUGGUGGCUGGCUGCAGAACUAUUCAUAAACCCUCCUCCAGAUGAUGUCACCAGAACAAGAUGGCAGCGCUCAUAUCAGGGUGUUUUGGCUUUGUCUUUGGGCGGUGGGAAGAAAUGGAGAUGCGUCGGCCAUCUUUAUAUACUUCAGCGAUGACUGUACUGAUUUAAAACAUCUGCUCCCUCAGAUGAAGGUUGAAUCAGCUGCUCAGUCGUCCACUGAAGGACAUUUUCAUGUUGGAAUGAAACUCUUCAGAGGUGCGCAGUCAUAUAAAGGUGACAGGAACAGGAAGCAUCUCGGUUCAUCUUUACCCGAUCUCAGACAGGAAACCGCUCCGCCUUCACACAGACACUCCUGUGUCAGAGCAUUAUCUUUGUCCACAGUCCGUUAUGUGCAUGUUGGACGAAGUCACAGCGGCGAGCAGCACCUCGUCUUAACUGCAACUCAAAAGCAGCAGAAGAGGGAGAAGAAAGGGAUCGUUUUAUUUUCUUUUUGAUUUUACAGAUGUAGUUUGCUGUUAAUGUUUGCGUUGCUGCAGUAAAAACAAGCGGAGCCAUUAGAGGAGAAUGCGUUAAUGAUCACUAAGCAGCUGUCCUUUAUACUCGCUGUGGCCGCGGUGCUGAUGGAGGAGCACGACGUGGGGCCUCAGGCUCGCUGUGGAUUGCACUCAACAAAGUUGGCACAUUGACUUUGGUCCAGGUGGCUUCAUGCUGUUAGAUCCACAGAGACGCUGUUGGAUGUUUUAAAAUGAAUCCUGUCGUUUAAUCCUGUUGAUUUGGGGUUUUUUUUGUACAUUUGUACAGAUGUGUUUUGGGUUUGUUUGUUUUUGUUGUACAGGAAUGAUCGGUUCUGAAAUGACGCUGUGCCCGGCCUUCCUCCUCCUGUUGCUCCUCCUGUCGGUCGCAUCUCAGCAGCAUCUGCAGCUUCUUCACACAGCAGCAUUACAUGGUAGCAGCAGUCGCAGUCCGAUAGGUUGAUUCCUGACCUACUCCUGGAAGCUGAUUUGUUAAGCAUCACCUGGUUUCCUCAGGUAGAUUCCUCCUGGAGAAAAACAGUUUCUUGGUCGAGUGAAUUCGGUUUCUGAUCGGCUUUUUGCACGAACACACAAGGCUUGGAGUUGUUCCCACAGCUGAACAUUUGACUGUUUGUUAAAAUCAGACUGUGAGCUUCUUGAGGUUCUGCUUCAGUUCUUCUGGUGGUGAACUGGAUGUGCGUGACUUUACAAGCUGCAGAUGCUGAGAUCUGGUGAGGAGGCAAAGUGACGAGGAGACGCGUUGGGACAGCUGAAGGACAGAGAGCUCGUUGUGUCCUGAUGUGGUUGUGAGAGCCGCUCACUUCCUGUCUCCAGGUUUAUUGAUGUUCUCUCUGUUGCUGUUUGGUGGGUUAAUUUUGUUGUUUUUUUUUCCUUAGUUUUUUUUUUUUUUUUGCAUUUUACUUUAAAAAGCUUCUAAAAAGGGCUUCAAUCAGAAUGUAACCCAGCAUAUCAUUGUUCUUUACUAAUUCAGAAACUUUAAGGAUAUAUUAUAUAUAAAUAAUGUAUUGCUUAAAGCUGGA